Micromonas pusilla CCMP1545 is the source of this 751-nucleotide messenger RNA. RefSeq lists its product as uncharacterized. The record is from RefSeq and is a predicted model, not a curated record. Gene Ontology annotation, molecular function: zinc ion binding; DNA binding. The transcript has 3 exons. NCBI's taxonomy places the organism in Eukaryota, Viridiplantae, Chlorophyta, Mamiellophyceae, Mamiellales, Mamiellaceae. Bases 143 to 649 code for a protein of 168 amino acids.
CAUCUGUAUUUUUAGAAUAAAAAUUACGACCAGCCUCUGAGGUCUGCAACCCAGCAACUGCGAGAAAGACGCUGUCACUUUUAUAAUAUCACCGGAACAGUCGAGAAGGGAUAGACUUACGAGCUAGACUACUCGUAAAAAAAUGGCUGAACGGGCAAGAGCGAGUGAAGGCGACGCUCUGUCAGCGAAUCUUUGCGAAGCUGGUUGCGGGUUUUUCGGGAACCAAAACACAGCAAACAUGUGUUCUGUUUGCUACAGUCUUCGCACUUCUUGUACUGGCGACAACUCCGAGAUCCGAACCAACCUUGAUACCAGCAACUCUCGUAUCGUACAGCCAAUCGUCACCCCGAUUCUGGAGACUGACGAUGACUCUGAGUUGGAUAAAAUUGACGUCGGUCCUUUUGCUGUUGGAGAACCAGAAAUCAAAGAGUUAAACAAACGGGACGAGCAAUGUCUUCUUAACAGAUGUUACACCUGCAACAAGCGUACUGGGUUUACAGGUUUUAGGUGCCGCUGUGAGUAUAUUUUCUGUUCAAGUCACCGUCACUCAAACAAGCACAACUGCACUUUCGACUACAAAGCCUUAGGUAGGGAUGCCGUCGCCAAGGCAAAUCCAGCAGUGAUAGCUGAGAAGUUGCACAAGAUUUAAGUUACAGUGACUUCUAGAUUAGGCUGUAACGAUUUCACCAUCUAGAAUAGAAACUGCUGUUCGCCUUUUUUUCAUGUUAUAUCAUACAUUAAUACUCUUCUC